Molecule: messenger RNA, 1950 nt
Organism: Schizosaccharomyces octosporus yFS286
Lineage: Eukaryota; Fungi; Ascomycota; Schizosaccharomycetes; Schizosaccharomycetales; Schizosaccharomycetaceae
Product: tRNA-splicing endonuclease subunit Sen54
Exons: 3
Coding region: 174-1334 (386 amino acids)
Biological process (GO): tRNA-type intron splice site recognition and cleavage
Cellular component (GO): tRNA-intron endonuclease complex
Source: RefSeq, a predicted model, not a curated record
UAUCAAAGAGAAUUUGUUAUAAUAACACUAUUCUGAUUUUUUUUAACUCUUAUUUACUCUCUUCGAAUCAUUUACCAGUGCCGUCUUAAAUUUUUCUUUACUUACUUCGCUAAAGAAGUGAAAGGAAUAUAUUUCAUCAAAGGCAAUAGAAUAUAUUGACCAAUAUAUAUUUCAUGAAUGCUCAAGAAGGCGAAAACCCUUUCACCAACUUUGAAGAUACUGUAGACGCUACUGAAGAUGUUCAAGAUUGGCGCUUUCUGUCCAAUGUAAAAGUAGAACAAGGCAACUAUACAAUCCCUAAAAGAGGAGAAAAAGAUUUCGAGCCAGAUGGAACACUGAAGCAAGAGGGAGUGUUGGAAGUCAGCCGUAAGGCUAUGUACGAUGCCUUGUCAGUAGAGAGACUUAUUUCUUUCAAGCAUGUUAUUAUUGGCGUGUGGAAUUGUGAGAAGAAGAUGGCUUGCGUUGAGAAAGUGCAUGGACCAUUUUUUAAAACGAUGGGCCAAGGUGAUUCAAAAAAUCGUGUGUGGUUACUCCCUGAAGAAACAUUAUAUUUGGUUGAACGAGGAUCAAUGGAAUGCUGGACAUCACAGGGUGUUCCUAUGAGUCUUCAGUCCCUCUACACAGCAACUAUACCAUCUUGUGGCUCAUUAGAGAAUUAUCUUGUAUAUGCUCAUCUGCGAAGAUGCGGAUUUUCGGUUGUGCGAUCUCAGCAAGUUGAAAGAAACUAUGAUAAUUUAUCUAAGUCUACAGAAAGCGCAAGAGUUUGGUUGUGGAGUCUUGGGAUGAAGAAAGCACUGUCUGCUUUCCAUUAUUUGAGCUUUAUAAAGCUUUGGCGACCAAAGUUUACGAAAGGGUACGGUCUUUUACCGAAUCGAACAUACAGAGAUUUUAAACAAAUAUAUGAAGAUAUCCAAAUAAUUUCUGGGUACUCUCCAAAGCCACACAGUCUUGAAGAAACACCCGCUGCGCCUUUUCAUUUAACUUUUGAUGUAUAUAAACCAACCGAAAUUUUCAAAAAAUCAGCCCUAAAAGAACCUGAUUUUAGAAUCUGCGUCGUUGACGCUCAAAAUACAAAAGUUCCGACGUGUAUGCAACUAAACAGUCUCUUCGGCAUAGUCCCUGUUCAAGAAAACCCGUCGAGGCAUAUGAUGCAAAAACUGAAGGAAGGGAAAAGGAAUAUUAUUUUUGCUGUUGUCGAUUAUGGGGUCAUUAGUUAUGUUCGAUUUUCUGAUGUGGAUAUGAAUGAAAAAUUAUUCCUUGAACCACCAAAAAGACGUGGAAAGGGAGACGUAAAGAAAAAUGGAUUAAAAGGUACCAAUCAUAAAGGGAAUUGAAGGGAAAAUCUAAACCCUAAGACACUGGUGGUUUAGGUCAUAUUAUGAACUAUAAACUCAUAAGUUGAGUCUUUCUCCUUACAAGAUAUCUACAUUUAUUUAGUUUGUUUCUUAGGAAUAUGUCUUUUACUAUGACUUCGACGAAUGCACGUUUCCGAUCGCCAGAAGGGUCGAUCAUUCUAUGUUUCGAAUCAAUAACUUACAAGGUAAAGCGGUUCCCAUUCAGAUAAGGAAUAGAAUGGGAUCAUCUAUCAAAAGUCAUCUAAUAGAAGUACCUCUACAUUUUAUAAAGCAGGUUGAUUCCUAUUUACCAUGCCCAUUUUAUAAGCGGUGUCUGAGAGCUGGUCAGAGGUAUUUAUUUAUUUUUUUUUUUACAUCUACGGGAUGGUGCAUCUUAUUUAUUAGGGCUAUUGAGCUAUUCACAAUUUGUAGUUUGCAGUAAACAAUCUCUAUAUUUGUCGAUCAGCAGAAAUCGUAGACAAUUUGGAGCAUUCACUUACAAACCUAAUAAAUACAACUUUAACUGGUCCUGUUAUUUAAGGGCCUUAAUUUACUUCUUUCGCUUACUGGUACUUCAUUUUCUUUCUUUUUAAAUAUAAUUAUAUUUACGAGCCGA